Tripterygium wilfordii is the source of this 2408-nucleotide messenger RNA. RefSeq names its product pathogen-related protein-like. The transcript has 4 exons. The record is from RefSeq and is a predicted model, not a curated record. The coding region runs from base 1546 to 2277 and encodes 243 amino acids. NCBI's taxonomy places the organism in Eukaryota, Viridiplantae, Streptophyta, Magnoliopsida, Celastrales, Celastraceae.
GGGUAAAUACGUCAUUUCGGUUUUAAGGGAGAUCAUUAGGGUUUUCGUCUUCCAAAUACAUAAAUAGUGGAGCACAGCCAUCGUUCUUCUUCAUUGAAACCUCCUCUCGUAGGAAAGCACGCACCUUUGUCAUUCUGAGUCUUGGUUUUCUUUUUAGUGUAGAUUUUAUAAAUUGUCGUUUGAUUUUGUUUGUUUUGAAUUAGAUGUGUUGAAUUUUGGGGGCGGUGAUGAGGAACAAGUCAUGCACCACUCUGAUGAAAUCUGUGCUGAUAAAUUCUGAAUUACCCAUUCGUAUCUGAGCCCUUAUUGAAUUUCUUCGUUUUGUUUUUUGUUGAUUCGAUUUGUUUAUGAAAGAAAUUGAUGUAAAGCAUAGAGGAGGUAACCAAGUGAUGUGGAUCUUCUUUGAUUCAACCACGAUGCGGACCGCAUAGCAGUUUCUGCUUCUGGGGAUUACAUUCGGUUUCUGAUGGUCCUCCUCCCUGCUUUGAUUUUUCUUUCUGAGAGAAAAAGUCCCUAAAUUGUUGUUCGUAAUAUUGACUGACGACAUUUGUUUAAAGUUCAUAUUUUUCCGAUUUGAUUUUGUUUGGUUUCUUGUUUUUGGAUUAGCGAUCACAAAGAUCUUUUGCAGUCCAGGGCUUGAAACGUUGUGAACAACCUCUCCUUGCCUCAAAUUAUGUGUGACUGACCAUGGUAUCUAGUGUCUACUGAGUACUGAACAUUUCAAUCACACAAAGUCAAUCUAGUAUUUGUUGGAUUGAUUCAUUGGCAAAGGUCAGUCUGUUAACAUACAUAAUUUCACUUCUUAAUUAUUAACAACGGGAUUUCUUGAAGGAAAAUAUACACUCCUUUCUUAAAGGAAAACAUACGACGGUAACUUCAUAAUUAAACGUGUUUUUGUUUUUGUGAUUUUGUUUUUGUGAGAAUACUAUUGAGAUGAAUUUUUAGGAAGGUAAAGUUGUGUGCAGAUUCAAUAUAUUCAGGAGAAUUGAACAAUACAAAAUGAACAAGAUUUUAAUGUGUAUUGGGUUGAAAAUUAUAGUAUUGUAUCGAAGUCAAUUCCUUACAUUUGGGUAACCUAUUAGCCCUUUUUGAUAUCCUUAUGGAUAGAUCAUCAAGUAUUAGUAACCCUAAAUAUCUCAUUGUAACUAUGCAGUUAAACUUUUUAUGAAAACAAAACAGUGUGGGCACUAUGUAUAUAUGAUAAUUGAAUAACUCAAAACGGACAAUUUUGUUAAUAUGUAUUUGACUGAAAAUUCUAAUACAACUUAGUAUUUGCUGGAUUGAUUCAUUGGUAAAUUGGGGAAUAUCUAGAAUCAACAAUACUUAGAAUAGUAUUAUCUGUAUAGGGUGGUUGCAUUCUUAAUACAACUCUAUUUGUUAAUAUGCAAUUUUGAUGUGUUAGGAAUGCCGACAUUCUAACCACCACCCUAGUGUUCUUUUCACACUUUGUACAAACAGACUUGAUAUUGUUUUAUAUGAAAUCCCCCUGUCCUGAAAUUUCAGAUUGAAGAACAAACCCCCAUUUUUCUUGUCUACUGAGUUGACAUGGAAGAAUCCUUAUCAGCUGGUGUUGUAGGUGGAGAUAAGUACCGUUCCUUCUUACAUGGAGAAGGAGAGAAAAACACCAAAUGGAGAUUUGGUGCUGCUCCCAAUUAUGAUGUUGUCAACAAGCUUUUCGAACAAGGCAGAACUAAGAUAUGGUCAUCUGGUUCACUUGAAGAAACGGUGCAGAACCUGGUGAAGACUUAUGAAAUGGAGCUGUUCCACAAGGCAUGUCUUGAUGACUACAAAUCAGUUGACCCAAACAAGUUCACUUUAAGCCUAAAUGGAAGAAAAGCUUUUAGCUUAGCUGAAUUGCAAAAACUAGGUGGCUAUAACGCUCUGCUGCAAACUGCCAUCCCUGAAGAGUUAAGGUUGUACAAUCCUGCUGAUGAAACUGCAGAAUCAUCUCAUAAGGCUUUUACAACGACAUUCCCACGGGGAUUUGCAGUGGAGGUUCUCCAUGUUUAUUCAGGUCCGCCGGUGAUUGUAUACAAAUUCAGGCACUGGGGUUACAUGGAAGGUCCUUUCAAAGACCAUGCCCCUACCGGAGAAUUGGUGCAAUUCUACGGCAUGACCAUUUUUGAGGUGGAUGAGAAGAUGAGAGUUGUGAAGGUGGAGUUCUUUUAUGACCCGGGAGAGUUGCUUGGGCCUCUCUCAAAGGGUCCUAAAUUGGAUGCUCAAAUGGAGGCAUCUGCUGCAGCAUCAAGCUGCCCGGUCUUGAGGAACACAGGUUGAUCAAUGCAACAUUCCUUCUGUGCAUGAUCAUGUUAAAGUGUGGGGGUUUUUUUUUAUUAUUAUUUGUAAUGUUUGAAUUGGAUGUUUCAAAGAGAAAUAAAGCAUUUUCAGAUGGUUUAAGUUGUUUUUAA